This is a messenger RNA of Pungitius pungitius (ninespine stickleback), 2422 nucleotides long. Its product is annotated as PWWP domain-containing DNA repair factor 3B. Bases 352 to 2055 code for a protein of 567 amino acids. The record is from RefSeq and is a predicted model, not a curated record. NCBI's taxonomy places the organism in Eukaryota, Metazoa, Chordata, Actinopteri, Perciformes, Gasterosteidae. The transcript has 14 exons.
GCUACGACUGGUGAAUCGCGCGAUUCGGGCUCCGCUCAGUGGUUUUUGUUGCGCCUAAAAAGCCGUCCGCAAAAGCGUGAUCGACAGCGUCAGCUGGGGGGGUGUUGUUGUUUGUCCCACACGUCCCCGCUGGCUUCACGGGCUUCCUGCUGGCCCGUGUGUGUGUGUGUGUGUGUGUGUGUGUGUGUGCGCGCGUUUUUUUUUUUUACCGUCGACGUGUAGGAGCACUUUGGCGAACGCGGUGCUGUAUCUUCCCUUUGGACGUGUGACGUCAAGGACCUCCGGUGAGUCGAGUCCUCCCCUCCAGAUGAAAUGUCAGGCUUUGAGCCUGUCCUCUGAUCCAAUGAACCCAUGGGGAAGACCCAGCCAACCAACACAAGGAUGAAAGGUGGAUCUCGGAGAACUAUAAAACGAAAAUCUACAGAGAUCGUCCCCUCUGACGCGGAGGAUGGGGACGCUCUGCCAGGCGGCGAUGGUGGCGCCAUCAGCCGGCUCGCCGAGACUUUCUUGCCGAGUACCCCGAGGAGAGGCACGAGGCGGACGCAGGAAUCCCGCCUGACCUCCACACCCGUCCACAGCUCCUCCGCUGACCUCCCGUCUGGCAUUUCAGAGUCCCCCACAGGAGCAAAGCAAGAAGCGCUAAAGUCCACAGUGCUCUUCAGUCAGUCACAGACAUCCGCGGUGGAUUCAGCUGGCUCACAGUCAAGACCCCGAGGCCGCCCAAGGGGGGGUCGUGCUUCCAUGCCGAGACAGGUCCGCCUCAGGCUGUCGAAGGAGCACGCACAAACCUGCAACGGCCCUGCAGCCGCGUGCCGACGAGGCAGGAAGCGCAAUGUAAACAAGGAGGAUUUACAAAAGGACACCACUACGCUGCCAUCCAAACGCUCCAGACCUAGAUUUGAGCUGGAGAAGCUUGACGUGUCGAGCCACGACGGCUCAUUGCUGUCUUCAGAUCUAUCAAUAGAGCUGAGUCACCACGAGGAACAGCCGCCAUCUUUGUCCUCCCAGGAAGACGAGGGAAGUGAGGAGGAUGAGCUACCGAGUUUCUUGAUGCAGGUGGACAAAAAGCCCCCGUCCAUCGCGCAGGGCGUGUUUGUGUGGCACAAAAUUAGAAAUCAUCCCUUCUGGCCGGCAUUGGUGAAAAGUGUGAACAGUAAGCAGAAAAAAGCCAGCAUCAUGUUCAUUGAUGAACGAGAGAUUCACAAAAAGAAAGGGUUUACUGUGGCUCUGAAAACCCUGAAGCCUUUUGACUGUGAGGAAGCCAAUGAGCUUCAGUGUAAAGCCAAGGAAAAGUAUGAUACUGCAAUUGAUUGGGCCUUGGAGCUGAUAACCGACUACAGAAUACGGAUAGCCUGUGGCUCAUUUUCGGGCUCCUUCCUUGAGUACUUUGCUCAUGACAUGAGCUAUCCAGUGAGGAGAAAGUACCCGAAGGCCGCCUCGGAGCGACUGACCAUCGGCAGCGAUGCAGAGAUGGAGGCCAGGGAUGACGACCACGCGGAGGACAGGUGUAGUGAACAGCACGAGGACGUCAGCAGGAGCUCGAAGAGGCUGCUGCCAGACCGCACGCACGCCGCCCACAACCGGGCCAAUGAGAAGCUGGUACAUUUCAUCGUGAAGCAGCGCAUGGUGGACCAACGCCUUCUGGCUGUGAUCAGCGGGCAGCAGCAGUCCAGAUGGCUUCGCUCUUUCCUGAGUGCCAGUCGGAGACGGGUGGUGAACAUAUACCUGGAAGAUGACCAGCAGUUGGACCAGGUCUACUGGUACCUGAAUGAGCUCUACGCAACCGCCAGGACCAGCGCCCCUUUGCUGGCAAAGAUGAAAUCCAUGGAGCGCGUCCCCUUUGUCCUGGAUGUGCUUCUUCCUGAGGCCAUCAUCUAUGCCAUAGCUGGAGUGGACAAUGUCACGGUUAAAAAGGCAGAAGAAAAGUACCUAAAAGGACGAUGUAUAAGUAACAGGGAAAGGCAGGAGUUUGAUUUGAUGAUUGAACAGCAGAUGAGGAAAAAAUCAAAGCGCCAGAGGACGUCUGUUGCGCUAUUCUCCGAUCCCAUCAGUUAGCCGGCUGAAUAUCCUAAAACAGGAAACCUAUUUUUGUAUUUUUUUGGUGUUUAUUUACACGGAACAGACCAUUUUUUUGUGCCGUUUAUUAUCAAUAAUGAAUUAUGUGACGCAACUCUCCUUGGCCACUUUAUUCCCAAAACUUCAAAACUGUUCAAAGGGUGGACUCACAGAAACUGGUUUAAAACGAUAACAGUGAUGAUGAGUUAAUGCUCGCCAAUCUGAUCUGUUAGCAGUUUACUGACUCUGUGUACACUGCCAAAUCCCUCAGCAAUUAUUGUACAUUAAAAAAAAUUGCUGUCUAUAUAUGAUUGUGUGAUUUUUAUUUUAAAGAUUGACAAGUGCCAAAUAAAGUGCUUUCAACAUA